Molecule: messenger RNA, 3110 nt
Organism: Spinacia oleracea (spinach)
Lineage: Eukaryota; Viridiplantae; Streptophyta; Magnoliopsida; Caryophyllales; Amaranthaceae
Product: ethylene receptor
Exons: 7
Coding region: 199-2424 (741 amino acids)
Biological process (GO): phosphorylation; response to ethylene; phosphorelay signal transduction system
Cellular component (GO): endoplasmic reticulum; endoplasmic reticulum membrane
Molecular function (GO): ethylene binding; ethylene receptor activity; protein binding
Source: RefSeq, a predicted model, not a curated record
GUGAGAAAAGUCACCAUCACAGCCUUGUCCCUAUAUCUCAGUUCCCACCGCUUGUAAUAGAAAACCUCCUCAAAAAUAAAAUAUUAUACUUGGGGGGUCUAAAUUGUCUCAUGAUCGUGUUUCCCUCUUCAAAUUUUUGAAGAAAUUGAUUUUCAGGGGCAUUAGAAAGCAGCCGUUGAUUGGUGUUGCUUGUUCUAGAUGGAGUCGUGCAAUUGUAUUGAGCCGCAAUGGCCUCAUGAUGAUCUGUUGAUGAAGUAUCAAUAUAUUUCUGAUUUUUUCAUAGCCCUUGCUUAUUUUUCAAUCCCAUUGGAAUUAAUUUACUUUGUUAAAAAAUCAGCUGUUUUUCCGUAUAGAUGGGUUCUUGUGCAGUUUGGUGCUUUUAUAGUGCUUUGUGGAGCAACACAUCUAAUCAAUUUAUGGACAUUUAGAAUACAUACUAAAACAGUUGAAGUAGUUAUGACUACCGCUAAGGUUUUAACCGCUGCAGUGUCGUGUGCAACUGCACUGAUGCUCGUGCAUAUAAUUCCAGAUUUAUUGAGUGUGAAAACUAGGGAAUUGUUUUUGAAAAAAAAGGCUGCAGAUCUGGACCGAGAGAUGGGCCUCAUCCGUACCCAAGAAGAAACUGGGAGACAUGUUAGGAUGCUGACUCAUGAGAUCAGGAGUACUCUUGACCGACAUACAAUCCUUAAAACCACUCUUGUUGAGCUUGGUAGGACAUUGGCUCUUGAAGAGUGUGCUCUAUGGAUGCCAACGCGUACAGGAUUGGAACUUCAAUUAGCUUAUACACUCCGUCAACAAAAUCCUGUUGGAUUUACCGUUCCCAUACAACAUCCAGUAAUCAAUCAAGUAUUCAGUUCCAAUCAUGCUGUGCAAAUCUCACCAAACUGUCCUGUAGCUAGAAUCCGUCCUAUCUCUACGAAGUACAUGCCUGGAGAGGUGGUUGCUGUGCGUGUUCCCCUUCUUCAUCUUUCUAAUUUCCAAAUCAAUGAUUGGCCAGAGUUAUCGACAAAACGUUAUGCGCUGAUGGUUUUGAUGCUUCCUUCGGACAGUGCUAGACAAUGGCAUGUUCAUGAAUUGGAGCUUGUUGAAGUUGUUGCAGAUCAGGUAGCAGUUGCCUUGUCCCAUGCGGCAAUUUUGGAAGAAUCUAUGAGAGCUCAACAACAACUUUUGGAGCAAAAUGUUGCACUUGAUUUGGCUCGCAGAGAAGCGGAGACUGCCAUCCGUGCUCGAAAUGACUUUUUGGCUGUGAUGAAUCAUGAAAUGCGGACACCUAUGCAUGCAAUUAUAGCCCUUUCCUCCUUACUGCAAGAAACUGAGUUGAUCCCUGAGCAGCGAUUGAUGGUUGAGGCAAUUCUAAAAAGCAGUAAUCUUCUUGCGACUCUGAUAAAUGAUGUUUUGGACCUUUCACGGCUUGAAGAUGGAAGUUUGAAGCUUGAUAAUGGAGUAUUUAAUCUCCACACGAUGUUUAGAGAGGUCCUUAAUUUGAUCAAGCCCAUAGCAUCUAUCAAAAAGUUGUUGAUAACGACGAAUUUGGCAACGGAUGUGCCAGAGUUUGCUGUUGGUGAUGAAAAACGUCUAAUGCAGGUUCUAUUGAAUGUUAUUGGUAAUGCUGUGAAGUUUACGAAAGAAGGAAGUGUCUCAGUUACUGCUUUAGUUGCAAAAGCAGAAUCUUUAAGAGAUGCUCGGACUCCUGAUUUCAUUCCAUUAGCGACAGAUGAUCACUUCUAUUUGCGAGUGCAGGUGAAGGAUUCAGGACCUGGAAUCAAUCCGCAAGAUAUUCCAAAGCUCUUCACAAAAUUUGCCCAACCACAAACACCUGCCAAUCGAAAUUCUGGUGGUAGUGGACUGGGCCUUGCCAUCUGCAAGAGGUUUGUAAAUCUCAUGGAAGGGAAUAUCUGGAUUGAAAGUGAAGGUCUUGGGAAGGGUUGCACAGCUAUUUUUGUAGUUAAACUUGGAAGUCCCGAGCGUUCAAAUGGAGCCAUGGUCCCUUUUGCAUCCAAACCAUUGGUGAAUCAUAUUCAAUCGAGCUUUGGUGGCCUCAAAGUUCUCAUUAUGGAUGAGAAUGGGGUUAGCAGAACAGUGACAAAAGGACUUCUGAUGCACGUUGGAUGUGAUGUCUUGACUGUAGCGUCUAGUGAGGAAUGUUUGUUAGCUGUCUCCCGAGAAUACAGGGUGGUAUUCCUUGAUUUGUCUAUGCCUGGAUUUGAUGGCUUUGAAGUUGCUGUUCAAAUAAGAAAAAGGUUCUCAAAGCGUCAUGAAAGGCCGUUAAUUGUAGCACUCACUGGGAGUGCGGACAGGUUGACCCGAGAAAAUUGUGUCAGGGUGGGUAUGGAUGGUUGCGUAUUGAAACCUAUAUCUGUUGAUAAAAUGAGAAGUGUUUUAUCUGAGCUCCUAGAAAGACGAACUGUGUUUGAGCCGCUCUAGGUAUUUGUAGAACACUUGGUUCAGUGAUAUAAAGGAAGGGAGAAACAUAGAGUAUUCUAGGCAUGACAAGAUGGUGCUGCCAAAUUUCUUUUUUUUUUUUUUACUUUCUUCAAUUUUUUUUGUAACCAAUCGGGGGACUGGAGGUGUUGGUGUCUGACAUUCAGUUCCAGGUGUUCUUUCAAUGUAUAUACCAUAGUGUUGAGAAUAGCACAGAACUAUAGAAGAGGCAGUUAUCAAGCUAUGCUAAUUAAACAGAUAUAGAUAGCACUUGAAACAGACUGCAACAGGGGAGCUAAAAUUGACAAAUCCGUGGCAAUUGUGCAGCUUUUUUUUUAAAUAAUUAUUUUGGACAAUCAUUCGUAACUAUAGUAGUUAACUACCAAAUGUAUGAUAUUAUUUAAGUGUUGGCUUCAACUAAGCUGAGAUCAAUGGUGGUGAGCUUUUGGUGUUAACCUUAUCAAAGCUUGGCUCGAGAUGAACUACCUAAGAAGCCUAGGCCUAACACGAGGCCUGAUUAGAUAUUACACUUGUUCUGCCUUUUAUUAGAGUUUCUAUUUUUGACAACUUAGUUUAUUUGAAAAGAAUAUACUUCGUACUUAUUUUGAUGUAAAAAUAUUACUCCAACAACAAAUGUAUUUAUUUUGAUGUAAAAAUAAUACUCCAACAAAUGGAGUAACUAAACUUGA